CAUAAGAUAUAUAAGAAGAAGCAAGCACAGAAUCAUCAUCGCUUACUAAUUCGUGUGGAUACGUGUGAGCAUUUUUCUGAAAGCGUCAGACUCGCUGAGACCUAACUAUGGAGACCACACGGCCAAGCGAAGGAGACAAAACAAGCGAACCAAAUUGGAGCGAGCGAGUGGAGGAUCUCGUAGCAGCCGGAGAUGUCACGGCGGCGAUCUCGUUUCUCGACUCUCUGGUGACCAAUCUCCAGUCGCGAAUCGGUUCUUCCUCCGCCGGCGAGAGAACGGAGUUUGGGCUUCAGUUAGCUGCCGCUCUCACCCAAUUGGCGGAUCUCUACUCUUCUCAGGGACUUUCCCUUAAAUCCGAUGAGCUUCGAACUCGUUCUUCCCUCAUUAAGCAACGUGCUCUCGAUUGUGAUCUUGCUUCUUCAAGGGUUUAUAAUUGCAGAGGUUCCGGUGAUGUAGAGAAUCAAAUUAUUGCUUCCAAUGGACUCAAGUCUGACUCAAAUGUCUCACCUGCUGAUGGGAAAACAAAGGAUACAACAAAAGCCGUCAGCAAUAAUGAUUCUUCAGAUGAUGACUGGGAAGCACUUGCAGAUCUUGAACCUAGUAAAUUACUUCCCGUAGAAGAGUUGCCUGAAAUAUCAAAGCUUUCGGUUGAAGAACCUAAAGUUCAAGGACCUAAGAGACGUGGACGGGGAACUUUUACUUAUAAUAGGGAUGCGAUGUACAGUGAUCGAGACUUUUCUGAGUCGAGGUUUGAUGAUUCAGAAGAUAAUGAUACAUCUCAUGAUUCACAGAAGAUUGAUGAAGCACUGAAGUCCAAGUAUGGCACACGCCAUGUCCUCGUACUUGCUGGUUUUUCUCCAAGUUUAAGAACUACUGAUUUGGAGAAGCUAUUUAAAGACUUCAAAGAUAGUGGACUUAUCAUUCGUUGGGUCAAUGAUACAACAGCACUUGCAGUCUUCAAAACCCCUUCAGCUGCUCUAGAGGCGUGCAACCAUGUUCAAUGUUCAUUCACCGUACGUGUUCUCGGUGAUCACGAUUCUCUUCUGGGCUCGAUUUCUGGAAAAGAUUUGGAACCGCCGUCUCAAAGACCAAAGACAUCAGCGAGAACAGCUCAACGAUUGAUUGCUCACAGCAUGGGAUUGAAGCUACCAACAUCUGGAUUCGGAUCUAAAGAGCUAAGAGACCAAGAAGCUGCCAGGAAAAAUCGGAUUGUCUCCAGACAGAAACAAAGGGAAGAUGCUUGGGGAGAUGACUGACAAAUAACCAAAAAGUUUGGUUUGCUCAUUUUUCAGGCUUUACGGGGUCUAUAUUUUGUGUCUGCUUAUUGGUAUAUACAACCUCAAUCCCACUUGAGUGAUCCUUAUAAGCAUUUACUAGUGUGUGUGUAGUUUUUUGUGUACCAAAUGAAAUUGUUUGAAAGCUUUUAACGGAAAUGGGAUCGAAACCGGUUAUUAUAAUAUCAUCCAAAGAUCAAGAAUCUCCUGGUUUAUAGAGGGGCAUUAAU
Capsella rubella is the source of this 1504-nucleotide messenger RNA. RefSeq names its product coiled-coil domain-containing protein R3HCC1L. The coding region runs from base 108 to 1256 and encodes 382 amino acids. The transcript is spliced from 7 exons. Lineage: Eukaryota; Viridiplantae; Streptophyta; Magnoliopsida; Brassicales; Brassicaceae. The record is from RefSeq and is a predicted model, not a curated record. Gene Ontology annotation, molecular function: nucleic acid binding.